GGAGGUGAUACAGCAACCCAGGUGGGAGGGAGCCUGGGACCAGGGGGAAGGGGCAUAGUCCUGUGGGCUGCAGACAAGGAGGCCAGAGCUGAGCUGAGGGAGGGUGGCCCUUGGGGAGGGUGGCGCCUUGCUCCCAGUGUAUGCUUCUCUUCUGGCUGGAAGUGCAUCAGCUGGAGCAGCCUGACUGGGUCCUGGCCCAGAGGGAACUCUGUAAGGGAGGGGGGAGGGGGAUGGAGGAGUAGAGAGGGCGGGGGAGCUCACACCAGGCCACCCUGUGGAAGUGAAGGCCAGCAUCACACACACCUGCCCUGGGCCAGCACAGACCACACCUUGGAGGCCCUCUUCCUAUUUCCUCUAUGUUUUUAUUGACAGAUAACCUCCUGCCCACCCGCAGGGCUGUAAGGUUCUCAGGCUGUGACUGACCAGCCAGGCUAAAACUGGUGGGGUCCCCAUGCCCCCAGGAUGUCACACAAACCCAGUCCCAGCAAUGAGUGCUGAAUGGAGAGGCUCUGCUGAGCUUGGGAGUAAGUCUCCCGCUGGGUCCCAGGGGGUGUGCAGCCUCCUCAGUCACCUGCAGAAGCCCUGAGGUCUCCUGGUUACUAUGGCCCAGGGGGGCAGAGCCCUGAGCACAGAACUGCAGGAAGCCUGCCAGUUGCUCAGAGAUCACAGGCCCAGCGCCUCCUUCACCAGGUCACAGGCAACACCGGGCCCCCUCUGGCUUCUGGGGACACCAGCGGCUCUGCUGGGAGCCCCCUUGGUGGGUCUGGCUCCUUCUGCAGGGAACCUGGACUUACAUUUAUUCUACCUGCCUGUUGACUCAGCAAGGAGAGGAGGCUCACCCCACCCCCUGCGUGUGCCCUUGGUUACAUGUGUAAAUGCCAACCCUCAGAGCUGUGGGCAUGGAGAAGCAGAAGAAAUACUUAUUUCCAAAAGGCUCAGGAAUGACCAUGUCCUCAGUGUACGCGUGUAUGUGCGUGUGUGUGUACAUGUGUGCAUACACAUGUGUCUGAGCCAAAUCUGGCCCAUGGCUUGUUUGUAAAUAAAAGUUUAUUGCACACGGCCGCAGCUCGGUGGCUGCUCUGCACUCCAACAGCCUAGUCGAGUAUUUGCAGCACAGACUGUAAGGCCUGCCAAACCUGAAAUAUUUUCUCUCCGGUCCUUUAAUAAAAACUUUGGGAUCCCCUGAGCCCCACAUGAGCACUGGACUGGAGACCACCCCAUGGCUGGGAGGAGCCUGAGAGAGGGUGCUGGGGGCGGAGGACGCCAGGUUCUGUUUUCCAUUGACUGGUCUCUGAAGGCGCCUCCUCCCUGCCAGGGGUUCAACACCCCAGCUGUCAGGCCCUGACAGAAGGCUAAGCAUUGACAAAGGGUCAGGUAACCACCACAAGCAGGCAGCGGGCAGCGGGCAGCGGGCGGAGCUGGAGGGGGAGCCCAUCCACAGACCUCACCUCUGACACCGCCUGGGCCAGCCGGGAAAUGCUCCGCACUCUGACCUCCGCCAGUGUGGCCCUGGGGCCCCGGGUGGCAGGCUGGGUGCGCACCAUGGCCUCGCACCAGCUGCUGGUGACCCCCCCAGAGGCUCUGCUUAAGCCCCUGUCGGUGCCCAGCCGGCUCCUGCUGGGGCCCGGCCCCUCCAACCUGGCUCCACGCGUCCUGGCGGCCGGGGGACUGCAGAUGAUCGGCCACAUGCACAAGGAGAUGUACCAGAUAAUGGAUGAGAUCAAGCAAGGCAUCCAGUACGUGUUCCAGACCAGGAACCGCCUCACGCUGGCCAUCAGCGGCUCGGGGCACUCUGCCCUGGAGGCUGCCCUGCUCAACCUCCUGGAGCCUGGGGACUCCUUCCUGGUUGGGGCCAACGGCAUUUGGGGACAGCGGGCAGUCGAGAUCGGGGAGCGCAUAGGAGCCCGCACGCACGCAAUGAUCAAGGACCCUGGAGGCCACUACACAAAGCAGGAGGUGGAGGAGGGCCUGUCCCAGCACAAGCCGGUGCUGCUGUUCCUGACCCACGGGGAGUCCUCCAGCGGCGUGCUGCAGCCCCUGGAUGGCUACGGGGAGCUCUGCCACAGGUACCAGUGCCUGCUCCUGGUGGACUCUGUGGCAUCCCUGGGCGGGGCCCCCAUCCACAUGGAUCAGCAAGGCAUCGAUGUCUUGUACUCGGGUUCCCAGAAGGUCCUGAAUUCCCCUCCGGGCACCGCACUCAUCUCCUUCAGUGACAAGGCCAAGAAUAAGAUCUACACCCGGAAGACGAAGCCCUACUCCUUCUACCUGGAUAUGAAGUGGCUGGCCAACAUCUGGGGCUGUGACGACAAGCCCAGGAUGUACCAUCACACGACCCCCGUCAUCAGCUUGUUCAGCCUGAGAGAGAGCCUGGCCCUCAUCGCAGAAGAGGGCCUGGAGAACAGCUGGCGACGGCACCGGGACGUCACCGCUUACCUGCACGGGCGCCUUCAAGGGCUGGGCCUGCAGCUCUUCGUGAAGGAUCCCACGCUCCGGCUGCCCACCGUCACCACGAUUGCCGUGCCCGCUGGCUACGACUGGAGAGACAUCGUCAAGUACCUCAUAGACCACUUCUCCAUCGAAAUCACGGGCGGCCUGGGGCCCUCCUUGGGGAAGGUGCUGCGGAUCGGCCUCCUGGGCUGCAACGCCACCCGGGAGAACGUGGACCGAGUGAUUGAGGCCCUACAGGAGGCCCUGCAGCGCUGCCCCCGGAAUAAGCUAUGACUUGGGCACCAGGCCCUGCCCUUGGGCCCGGGGGCAGGAUAGGCCCCAGCCCCAAGUGGCCCUUCUCCUUCCUAGUAGAACUCCCUGGAAGUGGUCCUUUGGGCUCAGGAUCCUCAGCUCCUCCCAACUGAGCUGCAAUCCCCAGGUCACUGGCCUUCUGAGAAUACUCAAUAAAGAACAGGUGGUCAUCCAUCCUCACUGUGCAGGCUGGGCUGCGGAAGAGUCUGGCAGGAAGGCACUGCUGCCCCCUGACUGCACCUUUGUUGGGGGGAGCUCACAGCAGAUCCUCGCUUAGGGCUUCCC
Myotis lucifugus (little brown bat) is the source of this 3024-nucleotide messenger RNA. It is a transcript of the gene AGXT, whose product is annotated as alanine-glyoxylate aminotransferase. NCBI's taxonomy places the organism in Eukaryota, Metazoa, Chordata, Mammalia, Chiroptera, Vespertilionidae. The transcript is spliced from 11 exons. The record is from RefSeq and is a predicted model, not a curated record. The coding region runs from base 1477 to 2721 and encodes 414 amino acids. Gene Ontology annotation, molecular function: L-alanine:glyoxylate transaminase activity; L-serine:pyruvate transaminase activity. Gene Ontology annotation, cellular component: peroxisome.